AUGAACCAAUCCGAUUUUAUGAAACCACAGCAAAACCAUGCAAGCUCAACCUCCACAAGCUCAUCCUUCGGAGAAAGGUCAACACCCAACGACAAUGGCUCUCCGACCAACGUGUUACCAGUCCGUCGAAGAAAAAUUGCUAAACAUAAAAAAGCAGAGUUGGCCAACCGGUUGCCACAACUUCGGACCAUAACGCAAGCCAAUGAAAACUCCCAUGCUAUGGAAGAUACUGAUGUGAUCGAGAUCACUCCAAUUGUUAUUGCUUCUUCACAAGAAUCCACCACUUCAGAUUUGAAUAGCGAGAAGAAGAAGAAGAAGGCGCUAAAAAAACGGACACCCGUCGUCGAGAAGGAAACGAAGGAAACCAAACAAAAAAAGAGAAAAGUGUCUCGCCAAAAGAUGUAUGAAAACGUGGCCAAGACCUUACGAAAUUCAUUGGUCGUUCAAGAAGGAAUGCUUGAAUAUGUGGAAAACGUUCCUCCUUUGCCUGAUAAAAUCGACGUCAACAAGUAUCGCAAUAAGAACUUGUUGGCUCUUGACGUUGGGUCCAGUUUUAGCAAAGCAUCAAGGAUCCACAUACUGCGUGGAAAGAGUAACUCUUGCCAAACAUCCCACUUGAAAUUUGGAACCCACAAAGAAAAUUCAUUUCCAACCCGCAUCUUCUACUCCAAGUCCCUUCAUCAGUUUAACAUGAAACCACCAACUUUGAAAACUGAGAAUAGCAACGAUUGGUUUGAAUUGGAAAAUAUCAAAAAGAUCUUUAUGGUGCAAGAAUUGUACACUAUUCAACUGCAUGGAAUUGAUUUCAAUGUUGCACACGUCAUGUACCAACUGUUGAAAGGUCUUCUCACACAAUUGGCUUAUCGAUCCACAACAGAUGAACAUAAUAACAAACACAGUACUCUUGGAAGUUAUUCUGGGCUGAUUUUAACUUGUCCUACCAACAUCUCUGAGAUUGUCAAGUUGGUCUACAGAAAUUGCGCCCUUAAAGCCAUCAAUGAGUUUGUUAAUCCAGAAUUGACUCUUGAAGAUAUUUACAUCAUUGAGGAGUUUUCACUUCUCAAAUUUUUCAGUGAUGCGAAUAAUAUAUCCACUGAUCCAACGCUUUAUGUGGACAUUGGCCACCUCACCCUUGACAUUACUGUUGUCGAAUACGAUGAAAAUGGAGAAAGCAAGAUUACCUACCGAAACGGUGAAGUUGGCGGCAUGUCCAUCCUUCAUAAUAUUAUCAAGUCAGAAACAGGACAAGAUUCUUUUGAAAUUAUGAAAAAGAUGUUUGACGAAAGUACAAAGGUCAAUUCAGAAAAUGAAAUAGAAUCUAUCGCUGCUUCACCUGAACCGAAAAUUAUCGAGGAACUACAGUCAUGUGAAGAGAAAAUCAUUGAAGCUAUGCGAAGUAUAGUGACUCCUUUGUGUUUAAUUAUUCUGCAAUGCUCAAUAACGAAAGUUCAUUUUGCAGGUGCAAUUACAAGCUGUCAAUACUUUGAACGAUUGUUGGAUCAGCUAUUCUCUGCUAAAGGCAUUAUGGAAACCCUUGAAAGAAUGAAACCCUAUUUGAAGGAUCAGUAUAAGGAAAUUCAGGGAUGA
Molecule: messenger RNA, 1587 nt
Organism: Naegleria lovaniensis
Lineage: Eukaryota; Heterolobosea; Eutetramitea; Acrasida; Naegleriidae
Exons: 1
Coding region: 1-1587 (528 amino acids)
Source: RefSeq, a predicted model, not a curated record